Molecule: messenger RNA, 5513 nt
Organism: Porites lobata
Lineage: Eukaryota; Metazoa; Cnidaria; Anthozoa; Scleractinia; Poritidae
Source: the annotation of a GenBank genome assembly
AUGGACGAGUGCGAAAAGGCAGGAGAUGCUUGUCCACUUCCACUGCAGUGCCGGGAACAAGAAAACGUAACUUUCGCAUGUGGCUGCGAAGCUGGCUUAAAGGUAGUGGGAGAAGGAGAUGAGAGGACAUGUCAAGGUAAAGUUUUAACGGUGUUCUCUUUGAGCAGUUAAUAAGUGUUAAAUCGCAAAUUGAAACACUAUCAAAGUAAUUGAAAAACUUGUCCACAUUUCCUUCGGCAUGAUACAAAAAGUAGGAUAUGUUUUUCAACGUAAAUGGAACUGCACACUGUUGUUCUAUUCGCUUUCAUUAAGCACUUUAAUUUGCUCAGACAAUUAAAACCAAUAAUCUAAAAGAACUCAUGACCACUGACUAUGAAAUAAAUCCGUCGAAAAAUCCUACCCUAAGCCAACCUUAACACUGACAUCUCCUUUAGGGCGAAAUAUUGGAUAAGGGGAGGGGUAGGUGGGAAAAUUUCCAGGGCCCGGUUGCAUAAAACCUGCACUUAAGUGCUCACUUAGGUAGGUCACUUACGAAUCUGUUACGGGUACACUUACGGGUGUUGCAUGGAACACACUUAGCACUCUCGUAAGUUUCUGUUUUACGUGGUAACUUACGGGCUCACUUAAGGGCACACGUAACUUUGUUAUAGUACUUUUAAUUAUUAAUUUGACCCACUCUAUUUUUUUAAAUUAAGUUAACCAUCGGUGAGUGUAAAGAAAGUUAAAAGUCGUUUCGAACACUUUUAAGCCUCUCAAAAAAUGAAAUCUGCAUGCAACCGUUAUUUUUCUUCAAUAUCUACUGGAAAUGAUAGUUCGUCUUCUUUUUUCACAAAAGUGUACAUCAGAGGUUAACAAAGCGCAUUAGAACGAAUUACGUGAAGAAAAAUACUUUUUUUACUUCUCAGUAAAAGAUCUCGUUAACUGUAGUAAAAACAGUAACGAUACGGGACCCACAUAGGUCCCGUAAAUUUACGUGCUAUUUUUCCCGUAAAAAAAGUUUUAUGCAACACCCGCAAUUUCUGUUGCAUAAACGACACUUAAGUGAACACUUACGAAAAUCGUAUGUGCAACCACUUAAGUGAAUUCCCUAAGUGGACCACUUAAGUGAUUUCAUGCAACUCACUAAAGUUACGAGUGCACGUACGUGUACCCGUAGUUGUUACGGACGUUAUAUGCAACCGGGCCCAGGAUCUUACACUGAUCUCACAAUUCUGCGGAAGUGCAUACUGUGCAAGUGCUCACCUACCCCUCCCCUAACCCAACCUUAGCACCAUCACAUACACCGUUUUAGGUUAGAGAAGGGGUAAGGGGUAUGUGAGCAGAUUUUCAGAAUCUAAGUCUAAUACGAGGGUCGUGAAGGGGGGUACCAAAUCCCAGUUCCCAGCCUAAAUUUGGCCCAAAUCCCAGUUCCCAGGCUAAUUUUUGCCAGAAUCCCAGUUACCAGUUUACAGUUUAAAUCCAACAAAACUUUAGAGUUUUCGGUGUGUAUAACGGCGUUAUUUGCAUUGACGUACUUGAUUUCUAGUACCAUUUUGCGAGAAACCUUUUCCGAAGCCAUUUUUAUCUUCCCUUCACAAUAUCUUCAUAUGCAAACUUGCAGAACUUGUCCGCUGACCAGGAAAACUGACAGAACGUAACUAUGCAACCGUGUAAGCCUGGUAGCUAGACCGCGGGCGUGAAGGCGAAAAAUACUGAUUUCAUGGUCUCUACUGAGGAGUGCAAGGUCUAUUGCUACGAAAUUUUAUUUUUCUAUUUCAAAAUAUUGGAGCAAAGACCACUGAAGAAAAGAAAUCCCAUUCCCAUUUUAUAAUUGUUCAUCCCAUUCCCAGUGGCUAAAUCCCAGUCCCAGUGAGUAAAUCCCAUUUUCCCAGUCCACAAUAAGGCUAAUCCCAGUUCCCAUUUUACCCCUUCACGACCCUCUAAUACUUACUCAAUAUAUUAUACAUGCUAGCUGAUGACAUUUACGAGUGCAGAAUUCAAGGUGAUGCGUGCCCUCCGACUCUCAAAUGCCUAAAACAAGAAGAUGGAGCUUACGCGUGCCGCUGCGAGAAGAAGGGCUACGUAGUUAAAGGAGACGGUCAGGAACGGACUUGUGAAGGUAUGUGUUUAGUUUCAUUCAAACUGUUUUCUCCUACCACCAUGCUAUUCUUAAGAUCAUUUAUAAUAGCCUGAGAAAACAGCCGAGUGGGCAUUUGGCGACGCUACUACUGGUUUCCCCGCCAAAAAAAUCACGUCUGGGAAACGAGCGCAGAAAUUUCAUACUGAUGAAGCGUCACUACCCAUAUCUGGGUAGUGCUUCUGAUUGGUUGAAUCAUGUUUCCCACGCAGCACGACCAAUCAAAAGCACUACCCAGAUCUGGGUAGUGACGCGUCAUCAGUAUGGAAUUUCUGAGCUCGUUUCUCAGACGUCAUUUGGCGGGGAAUCUAGUGGUAACGUCGCCAAAUGUCGGCUGUUUCUCAGGCUAAGUUUAUGAUUGUAAGGCCAUUCCAUUUUACCAGAGAAAUAGAGUAAAUUUUGUAACUGGGUAGGGCGGGUUUCAACAGCUACUCGAAUAUUGGAAGCUAAGAUAUACUCAAUCUCCUUUUGGUUGGAGUAAAUCCGAACCCAUCUCCCUGGGAUGGGAGCAGGUACUGGUGAGAAUUGGGUUACUGAAAUUGUUUAGGAUGCAAAGGUCUCUUGUUCACCCCAUGUGAUCGAUCCUUUUUUGCCCAUUAUUGUCCAACGGAUAUGAGUAUGACAUUGGAUAACUGCAGGCUAAAAUGCAGUGUCAUUUGUUUAAUUUGUGAUUGAGCAUCAGUGUCUCCUGCCAUAUCUCCGAAAUGGAAUUGUUCAGGGCCAGUUGUAAGUAGUAGAAUCUGCUGUAUAACAUACAUAUUUUUCAGAUGUAGACGAAUGCACUCAAAACCCAUGCGCUGAGAAUGAAAAAUGCGUAAACGUGCCAGGAAAUUUUGAAUGCCUCUGUAAAGACGGAUACAUCAAAAAUGGCGGUAGCUGUAAGCCUGGUGAGUUCCAAAAAUGACAACUAUUGCCCGAGAAGAACGUUAAAAAAGUUGGUUUAUAAAGGUUAAAAUAAAUACGAAAAGCCGCAAUUUUGCAGCGCUUAAUCGAGGGCGGCGCUUCUCCAACGGCAAUGCUGAGAGUGCACAAAUCGCUUGCAUAGAACUGCGUUUUGGCGAAAAACUUUGUUUGAAAACUUGGCAGAGCAUUGGGUAAGCGAGCCUUUUUCCUUUUUUCCUCCACACUGGGGCAUUUGUUAAUUAGUAGCCUUUACGUUUUUCUUACACUUGUAGUGACCCGCCCAAGUGAAGAUUUUCGCGUUCUCCAUCAGAAUCAUUCAGUAGACUGUGUUAGGCUCCUGUUUGACCUCGAGGUUCAUGUGCACCUGCAGCCGGAACACCUUUAAAGACGCUUGUAGAUGCAUGAUGUCCGAGCGUUCCUAAUAUAAUGCAAAAGAAAUCGCAUAUCCCUAGUAUUCUCUAGCUUUUGGCUGAAACUAACGCAAAUGUACGAGAAAUAUAGAUUUUGCUCAUUAGCAUUAGGCCCGACGUUUAAAACAGGCGUCAAAAACUACACGUCCACUAACGAAUCUAUUGUUAGAACUACAUCUUAGCGUGCACAUUUCUUUCGAUGAAAAGCCUAUUGAAAACCUGGCUUUGUCGUCUUAACAAGCCCGUAUUUAGCCGAAAGGGUACGAAAAAAGGCAUUUUUUCUCUACGCAAAUCACGAGGGUCACAUUAAAAAAAGGCAAAUGGAUCAAUGUUAGAGAGACUGCUGUGCUUUGCAUUCCUUUCCAGGGUGGGGAGGGGAAGCCUAAUAAUACGUUCAUAAAACUCUUGAAAGAUGGGUUGUCUUUGACCGGUGUACUUUUUCUACUUGCUUAAUAUUUUAAUUCUCAGUUUAUGAAAAUGACUUCUUUUUUUCAUUAUUGUAGCAAAUACCUGUGUCAAGGUCAAGUGUAAUGCGCACGAGAUGUGUCACAACGGAAUAUGCAGAUGUAAAAAGGGAUACAGAAAGUCCAAGGCAGCAAAAGGAAAGUGCAUUAAAGGUGAGAUUCGAUUUUUACAAAAUUGCUCUUUACUGCGUCCAUGUUUCAACUUACAUGUACAAAGCUAAGACCUAAAAAUGGUAAAAACCUUAUGUAGAGGUCAACUCAACCCGUUAAUAAAACCGACUGGUUCUUUCUCGCCAAAACUCUAGAUGCUAGAGCAAGACGUCAUAUGAAGUGAAAAUUAAAACAAAACUCAGUUUUGUGUUGUAUUCCACUUCAAAUGGCGGAAGGCAAGGCUGGCAAUAUGUUAACCAACUAACAAACUUGAGCCUUCCUCAUGGCCUGGGCUAUUUUCCGAAAAUGGUAUAUAUAUCUGUGUUACACUCACUCUCAGGCUUAAGAAUUUGUCAAUGCGUUGAUCUCUGAAACAAAUUGCGAAGAACUUUCGUUUGCAACUGCAUCGUCGUUUGCUUUUUUUUGUGGUUCGAAAACCGCGGGCGGGACGUCCUCGUCUUCAAAACAUUUGCAUCUUCCUUUGAAGAUUGAGAGUGUAAAGGAAUGUUUAGUCUAGCAUAUAUUCUAUAAGCAGUUGUUGUCCGUUGAGGGGUAUUUGUGCUAUUCUUGCUAUCAUCUUAGACAGUAUUUCGACUAUUUUGUCGCAUAACGCCGGCAUUUUCUAUAGUUCUUAGUACCAGAGAAGCUGAGCUACCGCGCCUUCUUUGGUAUCCAACCUGCAGCCGUUCUUUGUGUCGUCUCCUCUGACCGUUGUGUGAUGAUCAAUGAACGGGUGCGCAUGAGGAGGCGACGUAUUCUGAUAUCCAUUUUUUCUGCCAAAUUAUCGUCAAAGUGAGUCAUUUCUCUUGAUAAUGGAAAAGAAUUUCUAAAUCCGGUCAACGUUUGAUGGUUAUAAAGAAUUAGAUGGGAUCAAAGCCAAUUAUAAAUGGAGAAAUAUUUUGAAUGAAUAACAAUACUGAUUUAUGUUAAAAGCAAAUAUGCUACACAUGCCACUUCCACAUUUCCCAUAAUGCACCUUAUCCCCCCUCCAAAUUUUGUAUAACCUUUGUUUUCCAUUUCUCUUGGGCGUUAGAGCCGUCCCAAGAGAAAUUGAAAACAAUGCUUAUGCAAAGUUGGGGGGCCUGGGAAAUAAGGUGCAUUAUGGGAAAUGUGGAAGUGUAGUAUAGUGUAUUUCUCUCGGCAAUUAAUAUUACAGGAAGUGUUCAUUAGCAAAAUUCCAGAAAUAAUCGAUCGAGACGAGCCAGACACAAAGAAAUUGUACUUACAGAUAUAUUUACAUCUGGUUGGAAGAAAAACCCCUUACGGAAAACAGUAAAUUUUACCCUUGAUCAGCGGUUUUUAGUUUCGUUUUAUAAUCGUUAAGGCCCGACUAAGCUUAUAGUAAGAUAUAUCUUUUCUUUUUCAGCUCUUUCCUUUAAUGGAGCUAUCUCGCCGCUGUGCUCUUCUGUCUCCAUUUAUGCCAGCGCUCUCGUGAUUGGAUACCUUGGGCGCCUGGCCUUUACGGCGUAA